This is a messenger RNA of Brachypodium distachyon (stiff brome), 742 nucleotides long. Its product is annotated as water stress-inducible protein Rab21. The record is from RefSeq and is a predicted model, not a curated record. The transcript has 2 exons. Gene Ontology annotation, biological process: response to water. The coding region runs from base 107 to 538 and encodes 143 amino acids. Lineage: Eukaryota; Viridiplantae; Streptophyta; Magnoliopsida; Poales; Poaceae.
CGCGCUUCUCUGCAUCGCAGUUAACUCGUUGCAAAACCACCUCGAUCAGCAGUGUCAUAAGCCAGAAUUCAGAAAUCUCGACUUUCGUAAGUACUCUAGGUAAGAAAUGGAGCACCAGGGGCAGCUACACGGCGCAACCAACAAGGUCGACGAGCACAGCGCAGGCGGCGUCGCCGGCGCCGGCAUGGGAACGCACGGAGGCGUGGGCACCGGCGGGCAGUUCCAGCCAAUGAAGGACGACCACAAGACCGACGGCGUGCUCCGUCGCUCCGGCAGCUCCAGCUCCAGCUCGUCUGAGGACGACGGCGUGGGCGGGAGGAGGAAGAAGGGGAUGAAGGAGAAGAUCAAGGAGAAGCUCCCCGGGGGCAACAAGCAGGCUGAUGAGCAGCAGACGGCAGGCGUCGGGCAGCAAGCAGGGCACACUACUGGAGUCACCGGCGGCACUGGCACUGCUGGAACGCACGGGGCGGAGGCCACCACCGGCGAGAAGAAGGGCGUGAUGGAGAAGAUCAAGGAGAAGCUUCCCGGGCAGCACUGAGCUAUGUAUGUAUAUCCUGAAAGCUCAUAUGUAUAAUGGGCUAGCUAAAUAAGCCGUCGCACGUAGCGCGACUAAGUGGGUGCGUGUUCUCUGCUGUUCGUGUGUGGAUAUGUGCGAGGGUUCUGCUUUUUCCUUGAGCAAUACCUUUGCGGUGUGGUGUGUAUGUAUGUUUUGUGAAUCUAAAUAUAUGUGUGUGUUUGUCAA